Phaethon lepturus (White-tailed tropicbird) is the source of this 1023-nucleotide messenger RNA. RefSeq names its product ATP-binding cassette sub-family D member 2-like. The record is from RefSeq and is a predicted model, not a curated record. Gene Ontology annotation, molecular function: ATP binding; ABC-type transporter activity; long-chain fatty acid transmembrane transporter activity. Gene Ontology annotation, biological process: long-chain fatty acid import into peroxisome; peroxisome organization; very long-chain fatty acid catabolic process. Gene Ontology annotation, cellular component: peroxisomal membrane. Lineage: Eukaryota; Metazoa; Chordata; Aves; Phaethontiformes; Phaethontidae. The annotation marks the transcript as partial. The transcript is spliced from 3 exons.
GGCAGAGCCUCCCCGACGGUGGACGCGGAAUUUUUCAAGCAGCUGCUGGAACUUCGCAAGCUGUUCUUCCCAAAGCUGGUGAGCGCCGAGCUGGGCUUGCUCUGCCUCCACUCGGUCGCUCUGGUUUCCAGGACCUUCCUCUCCAUCUAUGUGGCCGCCCUCGAUGGGAAGAUUGUGAAAAGCAUCGUGGAAAAGCAGCCUAGGAGCUUCGUCUUCAAAUUAAUCAAAUGGCUGAUGAUUGCAAUCCCGGCCACUUUUGUCAAUAGCACCAUACGGUACCUGGAGUGCAAACUGGCCCUCGCCUUCCGCACGCGUCUGGUGGAUCAUGCCUAUGAGACCUACUUUGCUAACCAGACUUACUACAGAGUGAUCAGCAUGGAUGGGCGGCUGGCCAACCCUGACCAGUCCCUCACCGAGGAUAUCAUGAUGUUCUCACAGUCUGUGGCACACCUUUACUCCAACCUCACCAAGCCCAUCCUGGAUGUCAUGCUCACCUCCUACACGCUCAUCCGCACAGCGCGGUCCCGGGGGGCUAACCCCAUUGGGCCCACGCUCCUGGCUGGGCUUGUCGUCUACGCUACGGCUCGCGUGCUCAAGGCCUGCUCACCCAAGUUUGGCAAGCUGGUGGCUGAGGAGGCGCACAAAAAGGGCUAUCUGCGCUUUAUGCAUUCACGCAUCAUUGCCAAUGUGGAAGAGAUUGCCUUUUACCGAGGGCACAAGGUAGAAUUGAAACAACUGCAAAAGAGCUACAAGGCUUUGGCAGAUCAAAUGAAUCUCAUUUUGUCCAAGCGUUUAUGGUACAUCAUGAUAGAGCAGUUUCUGAUGAAGUACGUCUGGAGUAGCUGUGGUAUGGUUAUGGUUGCUGUGCCCAUCAUCACCGGGACAGGAUUUGCAGAUGGCGAAUUGGAAGAUGGCCAGAAACAGGCAAUGGUUAGUGAAAGAACAGAAGCUUUUACUACAUCACGAAACUUGCUGAUCUCUGGAGCAGAUGCUAUUGAAAGGAUUAUGUCUUCGUACAAAGAG